Molecule: messenger RNA, 1725 nt
Organism: Dioscorea cayenensis subsp. rotundata (Guinea yam)
Lineage: Eukaryota; Viridiplantae; Streptophyta; Magnoliopsida; Dioscoreales; Dioscoreaceae
Product: serine carboxypeptidase-like
Biological process (GO): proteolysis
Cellular component (GO): vacuole
Molecular function (GO): serine-type carboxypeptidase activity
Source: RefSeq, a predicted model, not a curated record
CCAAUGGCGUUCCCCAUUGCUCAAAGAUGGCACCUUUCCUUCUCUCCCUCCUCUUCUCUUCCAUUCUCCUCUUCUCCUCCCCCUCUUCCCGAUUCUCUCAAGCUCUCACCCUUCCCGCCGACGCUGCUUUCCCUUCCGAUCAGGCUGAGAGGUUCAUCCGCGCCCUUAAUCUCUUUCCCAAGGAUCUCUCCCCCGAUUCCGGCUCCGCGGCGUUCCACCAGACCAAUGGGCGGACCAUCGUGGAGAAGCCUUUUUCCCUUCCGGGACUUUCGGGUGGUGAUUCUAUUGAGGAUCUUGGGCUUCAUGCUGGGUACUAUCCCCUCCCCCAUUCCCAUGACGCAAAGAUGUUCUACUUUUUCUUCGAAUCGAGGAAUAGCAAGGAUGAUCCUGUGGUUAUUUGGUUGACUGGAGGACCGGGUUGUAGCAGCGAGUUAGCUGUUUUCUAUGAGAAUGGACCUUUCACUAUUGCUGACAACAUGACUCUUGUCUGGAAUGACUUUGGUUGGGAUAAGGCAUCGAACCUUAUAUAUGUGGAUCAGCCCACUGGAACUGGUUUUAGCUAUAGCUCAGACAGGCGUGAUAUUCGACAUGAUGAGAAGGGUGUCAGUGACGACCUAUAUGAUUUUUUGCAGGCUUUCUUUGCCACACACCCAAAGUACGCCAGUAAUGAUUUCUAUAUAACUGGUGAAUCAUAUGCUGGGCAUUACAUUCCGGCUUUUGCAAGUCGAGUUCAUGCAGGAAACAAAGCUAUGGACGGGUUGCACAUUAACUUGAAGGGCUUUGCUAUUGGUAACGGACUCACAGAUCCUGCAAUUCAAUAUAAAGCAUACACAGACUAUGCGUUGGAUAUGGGAGUUAUUCACGAAGCUGAAUAUAAAAGGAUUAACAAGAUAUAUCCUGCAUGUGAACUUGCUAUUAAGCUAUGUGGUAAUCGGGGGACAGUUACUUGCUUAGCAUCUCUGCUGGUUUGCAAUGCGAUAUUUAAUUCAAUUAUUAAGAUUGCGGACGGAAUAAAUUACUACGACAUCAGGAAGCAAUGUGAGGGAUCUCUGUUAUGAUUUUUUUCGAACAUGGAAAAAUUCCUCAACCUUAAAUCUGUUAGAAAGUCUCUUGGAGUCGGUGACAUAGAGUUCAUUUCGUGCAGUCCCACUGUUUACCAGGCGAUGCUUACCGACUGGAUGAGGAAUUUGGAAGUUGGUAUUCCUGCUCUACUUGAGGACGGCGUGAAGGUCCUCAUUUAUGCCGGGGAGUAUGAUCUUAUAUGCAACUGGCUCGGAAAUUCAAGGUGGGUACAUUCCAUGGAGUGGUCCGGUCAGCAAAAGUUUGUCUCAUCAUCGGAGCUUCCAUUCACUGUCGAUGGAGCUGAAGCAGGACUCUUGAAAACUUAUGGACCACUAAGUUUUCUCAAGGUUCAUGAUGCCGGGCACAUGGUCCCGAUGGAUCAGCCGAAGGCUGCAUUAGAGAUGCUGAAAAGGUGGACUCGAGGGGAGCUUGCUCAGUAUUCUGAAAGCAAUGAACUUCAUGCCGAAAUUUAAUAUAUCUAAUUACGGCAAAAAUUUAAUACUACUAAUUAAUCACUUAUCGCUAACUAUGAAAUGGUGAGAUGAUAAAAACAUUUCUGCUUGUUUUUUUCUUGUUUUUUUUUCUGAUGGAAUGAGAGAAAAAUGCAAAUGUAUUUGCAGAUAAACUUGAAUAUAUAUGUUUCAGAUGUGCUGGGUUGUGAAA